Molecule: messenger RNA, 2508 nt
Organism: Mycena indigotica
Lineage: Eukaryota; Fungi; Basidiomycota; Agaricomycetes; Agaricales; Mycenaceae
Product: SNF2 family domain-containing protein
Exons: 11
Coding region: 1-2508 (835 amino acids)
Biological process (GO): double-strand break repair via synthesis-dependent strand annealing; reciprocal meiotic recombination
Cellular component (GO): nucleus
Molecular function (GO): ATP-dependent chromatin remodeler activity; hydrolase activity, acting on acid anhydrides; ATP binding
Source: RefSeq, a predicted model, not a curated record
AUGCUUAAACGGACACCGACAACGAGCGACGGAAAGCCUGUACGGCCCAUCGAAAGCACACGAGUCAACAAGCCCUUCAAAGCCCCCACCUUUCUCGCUGAACGACCGCAACCUCAGCGCAAGCGGAAACGUGUGUCGUACAAGGGACAAGAUGGCGGGGAUGGUGACGACGAGGACGAGAAUGGGCCGAGCAAGAAGAAGAAGAAGGACGACAGGGAUAAAGACGGAAAUUAUCACAACGAAGAAGCGCUCCUUGCCGCUGUGAAGCAAUAUCCUGUGUUCAAGGCGACACCGUUCCAACAGCUUAGCGCCCGCCGAUUCUCCAUGCCAGAAAUGACCAAGGACGGCAAAGUCAUCACUCAUAUCCCGACGAAUGUCGCGCUCGGAAUUCGUCCGCCGGUUCGAAUCAUACCGCGGCCGUUGCAUGACCCAAUGGAUGGCCACGCAAUCGUACUUUAUGACCCAACAAUCGACGACAGAGAAACUGACGAGGAAAAGCGAGAGCGGGAGAAGGAGGAAGCGAAAGAGAAGGCUGCAGAGGAAGCACGGGCCAAGACGGCGGGCAUGUUCAAUCCGCAUAAAAGCCUACGACAAAUGCUGGGAGAGACGAAAGACAAGAAGCAAGCCCCCAAAGUGCCCGUCGUCAUCGAUCCUCGAUUGAGCAAAGUCCUCCGUCCACAUCAGGUGGAGGGUGUCAAGUUUUUGUACAAAUGCACGACCGGAAUGCUCGCCGACAAUCUCUAUGGCUGCAUCAUGGCAGAUGAAAUGGGUCUCGGUAAAACGCUACAGUGCAUUGCACUGUUAUGGACCCUGCUCAAGCAAUCGCCUCACAGCGGCAAACCCUCCAUCGAAAAAUGCAUCAUUGUCUGUCCCUCCAGUUUGGUAAAGAACUGGGCCAACGAACUAGUGAAAUGGCUUGGACCUGAUGCAAUUUCUGCUCUCGCCGUCGAUGGGAAGGGAACCAAGCGUGAUAUGCUCGAGAAGGUCGCUAUGUGGGUGGCGGCAAGAGGAAGAAACGUUACGCAACCAGUCAUGAUAGUAUCGUAUGAAACUUUGAGGACGAUGACUCCUUAUCUUGCUAAUUGUACCGUCGGGCUUAUGCUCUGCGAUGAAGGGCACAGACUGAAGAACUCUGAUUCCCUCACUUUUACCUCACUCAACCAAAUCGACGUCAAACGGAGGGUUAUUCUCACUGGGACACCUAUCCAGAACGACCUCACCGAGUACUUCUCGCUCCUCAAUUUUGCAAACCCGAAUUUCUUGGGAUCCAAGAAUGACUUUCGGAAGAAUUUCGAGAACGCCAUUAUCCGGGGGAGAGACUCCGAUGCGACGGACGCUGUCAAGGAACAGAGCGAGAAGAAACUGAAGGAACUCGGCGGGCUGGUCACCAAGUUCAUCAUUCGCAGAACAAAUGACUUGCUCUCGAAAUACUUGCCCGUUAAAUACGAGCAGGUCGUCUUCUGCAAACUAUCCGAUCUUCAGCUGCAACUAUAUCGUCUUUUUAUUCGGUCGCCCGAAAUUCAAGCACUGCUCAGGGGUAAAGACUCGCAACCAUUGAAAGCGAUAAACGUUUUGAAGAAACUGUGCAACCAUCCUGAGUUGCUUAACUUGCCUGCGGAUCUGCACGGAUGCGAUCCGCUGCUUCCAGAGGACUUCCCUCGCGGCGGCGCUGAGGCCAACAACAAAAGUGGUAGAACCCAGCCAAUUCGAAGCGAAUGGGGGGGUAAAUUUAUGGUCCUGGAAAGGUUUUUGCAUCAACUGCGUACGCAAACGAACGACAAGAUCGUGCUGAUCAGCAAUUACACGCAAACCCUGGAUCUCUUCGAAAAACUAUGUCGGAGUAAAAAAUACGGCUACUUCAGGCUCGAUGGCUCGCUGUCGAUCGGGAAACGGCAGAAGAUGGUGGACCUGUUCAAUGAUCCGGAGGGCAAAGAGUUCGUUUUUCUGCUCAGCAGCAAGGCUGGUGGGUGCGGUAUCAAUUUGAUCGGCGCGAACCGUCUUAUUUUGUUCGAUCCUGAUUGGAACCCCGCUGCUGAUCAGCAAGCGCUGGCCCGGGUCUGGCGUGACGGGCAGAAGAAAGAGUGCUUCGUUUAUCGCUUUAUCUCGACUGGGACUAUCGAGGAGAAGAUCUUCCAACGGCAGGCCAGCAAGCAAGCUCUGUCGUCGGCAGUGGUUGACGAGAAAGAGGACACCGAGCGCCAUUUCUCCGUCGAUGCUUUACGGAAGCUUUUCCUUUUCAACGAGGAGACGCUUUCGGACACACAUCAGACGUUUAAAUGCAAGCGCUGCAAGGACGGUAAACAGGUUUUGAAGGCGCCGGCCAUGCUCUAUGGAGAUGCAAGCACGUAUGGAUUUCCUUACGGUUUGGAUGGUUUUGCUCAGAACUCUCCUAGAUGGAACCAUUUCACGAAUGCCGAACUCAAGAAUAACCACGACGACCUAUUGCGCGCCGAGGUCGACCAGCCUGAGGUUUCCUUUGUUUUCCAGUACAUUUCGCACUUCAACUAG